Molecule: messenger RNA, 10777 nt
Organism: Hemicordylus capensis (graceful crag lizard)
Lineage: Eukaryota; Metazoa; Chordata; Lepidosauria; Squamata; Cordylidae
Gene: TSPOAP1
Product: TSPO associated protein 1
Exons: 30
Coding region: 495-6539 (2014 amino acids)
Biological process (GO): neuromuscular synaptic transmission
Molecular function (GO): protein binding
Source: RefSeq, a predicted model, not a curated record
CAUUUCUGCAUGGCCGCUCCGGAGCCCAGCCGCACCUGGGACAGCGUCCGACCAGCCGUGCGCCGAGCAUGAGAGAGAGAUCCCUGGCCGGGAGGCCGAAACAGGACAUCAAAGCAUGAAUCGGGAGCCCAGGCCGGGCCCGGCAGGCGCAUGAGCGCUCUGACAUGUGAGGGGAGUCCUUGCCGAGCCCUGACAGCUCCUGUGUGGGGAAGAGAGGCUGGGGGCGUGAUGCUGAGCUGGAGAUCGGGGAGGGGGUAGCUGGAGAAGUGGGGCCUGGCCCUCCCCCCAACCCCGCCACAGCUCUGAGAAUCAGGCAUGCAGAGGGAGAGCUGUUCCGAGCCAGGGACUCCUGCCAGCUCUCCGCAGUGACGGAGAUGUGCUUUCCCAUGCACUGUGCGCAGCGUCUGCGGUGAUGCCUCUGGGGCUUCUGGCGUCUCCCCUGGCGAUCCACUCCCCUGGAACCUUUUCAGUGCGGCCGUGUCAGAAUCCGAGGCAUGAGGCAGCAGGUCGGGUCAGACCCCCCGGCGGAGAUGGAGCAGGGGUCUGCGCAGGAAAACCGAAGCUCAGACAGUGGCUUUUGGACAGUCCUGGAGGGCCAGGCCGCCUCUCCGGGAAACCUGGCGUGGUCCUCGGAGCAAGACCCGGAGACCCCUAGACCGUGCGCCACAGAAGGGACCGGACACUGCCAAGGGGACAGAUCCCAGUAUGGCGCGAGUUACUGCUGCCUCCUGCGGCAAAACCAGGUUCUGCUCACAGCCUUGGAAGAGCUGCAGUCACACUGUGCCAGCCUGAAGAAAGACAACAGCCUGCUGCGCAAAAGCUGCUUCCCCGAGACCCAAGAGAAAGUCAAGCAUCUGAAGAGGAAAAACGCUGAGUUGGCAGUCAUAGCCAAGCGCCUGGAAGAGAGAGCCAGGAAACUGCAGGAGGCCAACCUGAAAGUGGUCAACACACCGGUUGCAGGGAAGGGCUUCUGCGCUGGACUCUGCAAGAAGGCGCUGGCUCACCAGCGGGCUAGGGACCUGCGAGAGCAAGCCAAUGCACUCCUGGCAAAAGACAAGCAGAUCAAUGCUCUGCAGCAGGAAUGUCAUGAACUGCAGGCCAGAAUCACAGCCGGAAAGGAAGUUCCGCCUGGCCAGCCUAUCCUGGAUUUCCGCCACCUGCUUCGAGAAUCUCAGAAGGAAGUGCUCCGUCUCCAGCGGCAGAUUGCCCUGAAGAACUUCAAGGCAGCUUGUAGCCGAGGGCCAGCAGACCGCUCCGUGGCUGCGUCGGUGGGUUUGGGGUCACUGGAGCUGGCCAGGUCUCCCAGCUCUAACAGCUUCUCCCCGCCGAGGGCAUCCCAGCGACAAGAAGAGCUGCCUUUGACCAUGGAAGCAGCAAGCAAGGUGGGCUCUAGGGCUCUUCCUUUGACACUCGUGCGCAAUGGAGACAGACCGCUCCCUGUGAAGAAGGUGAUAUCUGCGCCCCCUGAGGUCAAGCAGCGAAUCCAGCAGCUGGAGUUUGAGCUCCGGAAGAAGCGGAAGCAAUGUGAGAACCUCGAACAUGAAGUGAGGAAGAAGCACAAGAGAUACGCCGAGCUCGAAAUCCAGCUACAAGAGGUCCAGAGUGAUAAUGUCCAGCUGUCUGAGGAGAACACUUUUCUUCACGGGCAAUUGGAAUGGACAGCAAAGGUUGAGUCUGAGAAUGCUGACCUGAGGCUGCAGGUGGCCGUGGUGACCGAGGAACGGGAUUCUGUGCUUCAGAAAUCCCAGGAACUCCAAAACAGGCUGGAGAGUCUUGUGCAGGCCUUGAAGCACAUGAGAGAUGUCGCGGAACGAAGGCAGCAGUUGGAACGUGAGCAUGAGAAAGCCCUGCAGGCUUUGCAGAGGAAACAGGAUGAAGUUCGACAACUCCAGCAGGCUCAGGCAGAAGCAAGGAAGGAACACGAAGGAGCGGUGCAGCUCUUAGAGGCUCGUGUGAGGGAGCUGGAAAACCAAUGCCACAGUCACACAGAACAAUUCAACUUCCUCUCGCAAGAGCUCAAGCGCUUCCGCCUGCAAACUGGGAAGAGCGGUCUUCCGGUGGCGUCCUCCCUGGGGACUUCUGAAGUCGUCUUCACCUCCAACCACACUCCUCUACAGCUUCUGGACAGCCUUGAGAAGAAAGAUCCAGAAAUUCUCCCUGUGUCUCCUCGGUGCAGUAGGAAAGCUCACGAUGAAAGGGGAGAAGAAAUCACCUCGCCGGUGGUGCCCCGUCUCACCAAUUCUGCGCUAUCCACCGCAGCCAGAAGCCCAGAUCCGAACACCCCUCCCCUGGCCACCAGGAAACCAGUCAAGAAACUGGAAUCCCAGUCCAGCUCCUCACGUUCGGAAUCCAUGCAUAACAGCCCCAAAUCCUGCCCAACUCCAGAGGUGGACACAGCCAGUGAGAUGGAAGAGCUGGACAUCGAUAGUGUCUCCCUGAUCCCGGAACCGGAAGGUCAAGGCCCUGUGAAGCUCCAGGUCUUUUUAGCACGGUACAGCUACAACCCUUUCGACGGCCCCAAUGAAAACCCGGAGGCCGAACUCCCGUUGACGGCUGGCGAGUACAUCUACGUCUACGGGGAGAUGGACGAAGACGGCUUCUUUGAAGGGGAGCUGAUGGACGGCCAGAGAGGCCUGGUGCCCUCCAAUUUCAUAGAGCGCGUGUCGGAUGACGACCUGGUAACCUUCUUGCCCCAAGAGCUGAGCAACCUCUCCCAGAGCUCCCCCCUCGAGAGGAGCUUCUUCAGCAUGAGCAGUGGGGAGAGGAGCGGUUACUCAACUGAGGAGCUCAGCUCCAGUACGGCGCCGUCCAAGCCUGAAGGCGACCCGGACGAGACAGGCGGUGCCACGGCAGUGCCUUACCCCAGAAGAGUCGCGCUGAUCAAGCAAUUCGGCAGCAACGCCCUGGUGGGAUGGGAACCCCCCAUCCUGCCCGCCGGGGACGUGGACAUCCAGAGCUACAACAUUUAUGUGGACGACGAACUGCGGCAAACGGUGAAGGCCAGGUCCCAGACGAAAGCCUUGCUGGAGAAGCUGGACUUGAAGGCAAGCGCCUCCCGCAUCUGCGUGCAGAGCGUUUCGGAGCGAGGCGUCUCGGACCGGCUGCGGUGCACGCUUCUGGUGGGGGCUGAUGCUGCCUUCGCCCCCGCUCAGCUCAAGACGCGGAAUGUCACGGCCACCACGGCGGAGAUCUGUUGGCUGCCCAGCAACAGUAAUUUCCCGCACACUGUGUACCUGAACGGCGAACAGUACAAUACAGCCAAGGCGGGGAUCUACUGGCACACUUUCCGCAGCUUGAGUCCGAGCACGGCCUACGUCGCUGCCGUGGAAGCCCAGCCCGCUCAGGCGCUCUGGGAACCGUCCCAGGAGAGGCGAAAAGAAACAGCGCUGGCAGAAAUCCACUUCACGACCUCUUGUGCAGGGUCUCCGGAUGCGCCACUGGACGUCCGGGUGGAGCCUGGUCCUUCAGCUGGUAUUCUGUUCAUCAGCUGGUUGCCGGUCACGAUAGACGCAGAAGGCUCGUCCAAUGGGGUGCGGGUUACCGGCUAUGCGGUGUAUGCUGACGGACUAAAGGUGAUGGAAGUGACUUCCCCAACCGCCGGAAGCGUCCUGGUUGAGGUUUCUCAGCUGCAGAUCCUACAGGUGUGCCGGGAGGUGUCGAUACGGACCGUGUCUCUUUACGGCGAGUCAGCAGAUUCAGUGCCGGCUCAGAUCCCCUCUGCCUUCUGGGAAGAUUCUGGCCAUUCUUCUCCGUCUCGGCUGGUGUGCGGGGAAACACAGACCUGCUCGCGGGCCUCCCAGAGGCAUCGGAUGACCGCGUCUUCCACUGUGGACGAAUCGCUUGCCAAAUCCGACUCCCACCCAAGUGUCGGUGGUGAGGAUUCAAGAAACCAUCUGCCAGCUGAGACAUCCCCGAAUGGGCGCUCCUCUCCUGCCUGGACUUACUCAACGCAUCUGCCAUCCGAAUCAGAUACUGCGGCAAGGAAGGGAAAGGGUUCCCCUGUGCCGUCUGCAGACAAUGCAGCAAUCGGAGAUCUGGGUGAGAAGGCAGCUGUGGACAGAUCUGGAGAUGACCACCAGGAGCUGUCCCUGCAACCCGGAGAUCCAGAGCUGCACAGCUCCGCUGGCAGUGCCAGCAAACUGGAUUUGUACAAAGCUCACUCCGUGGAACAUGGGUCUGGAGAGUCAUCACCUGAAAGAGGGGUAGAGAUCAAUCCGGGACUAAACGCCCCAGGCUCUGGCAGACAUUCCGGGCAAGGAGAGGAAAAUGCCUUAGACUCGGGCCAAAGCGAGAAGCACAUUCCAGAAUCCUUAGCUGGAUCUUCUGGGAGAAAGCUCCUGAAAGAGAUCUCCAGAGACGAUUCUGCCCUGGUGGUGCCAAGGAUCAGAAGGGAGCAAGGGGAAAAAAGGACCGAGCCAGGAAACCGCCCUCUGAAUCUUCUCACUGACCACAGCCGUGGGUCUGACCUCUCUGAUAUUAUGGAGGAAGAGGAGGAGGAGGAGGAAGAGGAAGAAGAAGAGAACCAGCAUUCCAGGAAGCACGGAGAGUCAAAAUGGAACCCGGGGGAAUGCCGAAGCCGAGAAAACGGGGAGAAGUCAGACCUCGCCGACACGGAUAGUGACGACGAGAUCUUGGAACGUAUUCUGGAGAUGCCAUUGCACAAGAAUUGCAGCAAAGCGCUCUUUAGCAUCCCUGAAGUCACUGAAGAAGAGGAGGACGAAGAUUGGGAACACACUCCAAAUAGAGCUGGCUUCCCUCCUCCAGAAAAGAAGGCUCUGGAUUGCGUCACAGGCCGGCUUCUGUUGAACCCAGGAAGCUCGGAAGCUCCUGUGAAUGCCGUGCCAAAGAGAAACCCGACGCUUCCGGAGCAGAACUUGCCCAAAAGGGGCUUCCUUCCAAAGAUCCGUGGAGACGAGUUAAAUGAUAUGCUGGCUCAUCCCGAGUUGUCCGGGAGUUGGGGUUGGGAGUGUCAAGAGAAGCAAUCGAGACCUGUUGGAGAAGGGCAAGCCUUACAGUGGAGGAGACCGAAUCGCGCCAAAGAAAAGGCCCACGGCCAAACCCAGGCGAACGGGAAGAAGAAGGCGGGUGUCGGAGAGCACAGCCGUGCCUCCCUGAGCAAUUCCCACCAGGCCACAGGUGGGCUUUACAGAGCUCACAGCCUCAAGGAGAACCUGGAUGUCAUCACCAGCCUUGGGGUGGAGGAUGAGCUGGAUCUGCGCAAUUGGGCGGGACCGAGAGCCUACCAAGGGAGACCGGUGGCCCCAGAGGUGGGUGAAGAUGCCUUCUGUGGCCUCCCCUGCUGCCUCAGUCCCGAGAGCUUGGAAAUCGACAUUGAGUACGACUCGGAGGAGGAUCCGGAUCUGACUGUCACCUCCACCCCGGGGAGCCAGCUGAGCUCGGAUGGGCAGGUCGAUGGCUCACCCACGGACUGCGAAGAUGGGUGGAGCGAAUGCUCGAGCCGCUCCGGUUCAGUCCAGUCCAGCGGACCACGGGAGCUGAAGCGGUGCAGCAGCUGGGAGGACGAGAGUGUGGAGUGGAGCGGUUCCCCCAGCCGGUCACCAAGAGACCGGGGGAAAGGGGCAGUGCGGGGCUCGGAGGAACGGAGCAGGAGCCUGGAACGCAACCCUUCUUUCUGGAGAGCCAUGCCAGAGCAUCCGCGGCGAGGGAGGCCGCUGUCACAGAUACGGGUGGGAGGUAACGGGGACCCCGAGUCACUGAAUCAGACAUCCUGGCAGGGCUCGCUCCAAAGAGGCAGAAGGCCCCGGAGGGAAGUUCAAAAAGCAGCACUUAGUGACGCCAAUUCAGCAGACUCCUGGAGACCCACUUCCUCCGAAAUGGACGGGGACUUGGUACGACUCUUUGUGGCCCUCUUUGACUACGAUCCCGUGUCAAUGUCUCCCAACUCUGACGUGGCCGAGGAGGAACUCCCGUUUCGGGAAGGCCAGAUUUUGAAGGUUUAUGGCCACAAGGAUGCGGAUGGUUUCUACAGAGGGGGCUGUGCAGGGCGGACCGGAUACAUCCCGUGCAACAUGGUCUCUGAGGUCCAAGUGGACAAUGAGGGAGCACAGAAGCAGCUCUUGCAAGACGGCCACAUCCCGACUGACAUGCUGGUGAAAAGCCUAGGCAAUGGUGCAUUCUCGCCCCCUCCACAACGCCCUGCGUCUCACCCUCCAAAGCCCCAACGGACCAAGAAAGUGGAAUGGGACAAGAAGGAAGAUAAGAUUCCUCGUGUUGGAGCUCACGAAGGCCAGGAUGCCACUGCGGAGGAGGCGAUGCCGUGGACAAUGGUGGCCAUCUUUGAUUACAAUCCCAAGGAGAGCUCCCCAAACCUGGACACAGAGGCCGAACUAAAGUUUUGUGCCGGGGAUGUUGUGACGGUGCUCAGUUCCAUGGAUGACGACGGGUUUUAUUAUGCCGAAGUGAAUGGCCAGAAGGGCCUUGUGCCCUCCAACUUCUUAGAAGCCACGCCAUCGGAUGGAGACCAGCCUGGCGAGCCACACCUUGGAAGGCAGAGGACGAGGAAGAGACGGGCUCAGUGACCAGUGCAAGAUCAAGAGGGAGAGAGAAGACAAGAAUGACAGAGAGAAAUCACGUGAGUCGCACUUCCCGGAUGUUCUUUCCAGAGGCCCGGUCUGCCACUUGUUAUUUAAGAGAGGCCAUAUCCUGAACUGAGAACCGGGCAUGGUGAAAGCUACCUGGAGAAUCCCACAGAAGCUUCACAAAUGUUACACCCAGCCUGCGGCAGCUUCAUCAAUUGCCAGUGUUCUUCUGAGAGUGCUUGUUUUGAUCUCUGAAGCUCUACGUGGCUCGGGGACAGGGUAUUAUUUGGCCACAUUCGCUCAUGUGAGGCCAGGAUCCUCCAUUUUACAUCUCUAGCCCCGCUUGUGGCUUCACCAUUGACUGAGAUCUGGGGCUAGACACAGGGCCUUUUUGGUUGGGGCCCCUUGGCUUUGGACGGCCCUCCUGCAAGAGCUUUGCUGUGCUCCCUGCCUUGGGGGUUUUCCAGCUUAACCUGCAAACUCCAUCUUUUUAGAGAAGCUUUUGACCAGCAUCUGUAUCUGGUGGGUUUUUGACUUUGGUUUUAAUUGGGCCCUGGUUUUCGUUUCAGUUUCAGUUUUGAUUUUAUGUUACCUUUUGUAUCCAUUUUGUGAGCCACCCCGAGCAGUACCAAGUGAUAUUUUCAAUAAUUAACAGACCGGGACAGCAAAUACGAGCCUUGCCGAUGGGAAGCCCCAGCAGAAACUCAAACACGGAGUGAGCUUCCCCCUUCUUAACAUGAACAGGAAGAUGAUAUAUGUUUAUCUUGCUCUUCAGCGUCCAACUGUGCUCAGCAGCUGGGAAGUUUCACUGCCUCAAGGCCUUUUAGACAGGCGAAGGCACAUCUCCCUCAGGACCUCUCUUCACCCCCAUGAUGUGUCCAAGGAGGAAGAGGAGGAAGGUUUUCUCUUGAGGGCCAGAAGGCUCUUUUUAAAACUCAGGUCUCAUGAGAAGAGCUAAUGAAGGUGCUCAGGAUAGCAGCAGAGCUGUCAAACCGCCGGACUCGCCUCCAUGCUGGGAGCUGAGCCACCGAAGAGUAUUGGGAGAAGGCAAAGAUUGACGCUGUUUACCGGAAACUUCAGCCAAGCUGACAUUUUGCUGCAAGGGACUGCAGGGUGUGUCAGUGGCUCUGUGGAAUGAGUCAGAGCUGGGUCUGUGCUCUCCACAGGAACGUUGUGCCCAAGAUGACAUGUUUCAAGUGUACGGUUCUGGCUGUGAUAUUGUUCGAUUGGAUGUCCCCAAUCUCCGUGAUCCCCGAACAACAUUCCUUGGUUGGAACUUGGGGCUCCUUUCUGAAGCUUUUGCUUGGUUUGUGGGAUGGGGAUUUGCAGCAGCUCCCUCCCCUUUCUGGCUGCUUCUGGGUGUUGCCAGGGCGUUUCCUCUGUGGGUCGAUUCUCCCCAGAGAGGAAAGACCAAGGCUCACCGCAAGAGGGAGCAAUUUUGCCUGAAAGUUGGGCGAACUGAUUUCUCUCGGGACUUGCUUCCGUGUAGCGCUCACGUUGGCCAACGGAGGAGUCACACAAUCACCUUCACCCAUUGUCUCGUUUUCUUUUGAUGUAGUGACUUGUCUCAUCAAGAGUUCUUUGGCAGUCUUGAUUCUGCUCAGCAGGGUGCCUGGGGAGGCGGUCCUUCCUCACCCCCCCACCCACGUUGCUGACCCUGCUCCGAAAGGGUACAGAACACCGAUCAUUUCCCCACCACUUCGAGGCAGGAUGUUGACGGCGGCUGACAUGACCACGUGGCUACAGGGCCCCUGCUUGGUAAACUAUUAUCUGGGGGGGCAUGUGGGAAGAGCUCCCCCCUGAUAAAUUGCACUGAUCUCUCCUCAAAUGCUUCUUCCUUUUCCUGGCGGUUGGCAAGUGUUUUGCACGAAUCCAAAUUCGCUGUGAAAUUUCGCACGAGUUAUCCGUUAGUCGUGAGACUAGGCAUGGAGUGUAAGAAUUGCCCACUGCCCAGAGAGAGUCCUCACCAGACCUCAUCACCCACUCAGACCCCUAAAACAGGGCAUCCUGGAGAGGAAUGACGUCCUCAACAUGAGUGCAGCAGGGAUUCCACUGUUUGGGACCAGGGAAGGGCUCAGUGGGGACCUGAGGAGGACAGACCCCACCUGAAUGGAUCCCAUAUUGCACACCCCAUCUCUCUUCUGGCUUCAGGGGAUUUGGAGUACCCAAAUUAAAGCUGGACCAACCGAAACGAAUUUCCAUUCAUGGGGGUGAAAUGAGAGCAAGGAUAGUCAGUGGUCCGGACAAAAAUUCCCCACUCUCCCAACCAGCAAUUUCCCACUCCUCCAUCCAUCAGACUGGAAUUUGACAGCAAAAUCCGAGUGGAUGAUGGCCCAAAACUAGCUUUAAAUAUGUAUUAAAGGCCUCCAUUGUUUAAAGAAGCCUCAUUCCCUCCGCUCCCCACAGAACGAGCCGCAGAAGCCAGAUAAAUAGGAGACUCCUCUAGCCUCCCAGGAGCUCUUCGCUUCCGUCCUGGUCAGGAAUUGGGUGAGAACUUGUGUGCUGUGGGGGGCGUUGCAGGGUCCUCUCCCCUGCCGAUUUCGGCUGGCCUGUUACAGAUCUCUCUUUGCAUCGCUCCAGUCUUUCCUGCCACACCGUUUCGGAUAGGAAGAGGACACGAGCCAGGAAAGCAAACUGGAAGGUCUGGCUAUAUCAGAGAAGUCAGGGUUUUCUAGGAGGAAUCUGGCCCAUGGUCGGAAGAAGUUUGAAAAUGUCGAGCAGGCGUAAGGUAAAUGAACUAACCAUACUGAUUAGCUUUCCUCGAUAAGUAUUUAAUUUUUAGCAAAAGCCUUGCUUCCUUAAAAGCCACCUUUGCACCCCUGCCCCGGCCAAAGUAGGUGUUAGAGUUGCUCCUGGCUCACUUUAGGAGAAAUUCAGAAGCCUCUUUCGGGGGAUCUGCAUUCAUCAUUGUUAGCCACCAUGGGGAGAAUUUAGUGACCAGCCUCAGGAUCUUGAGAUCUGCAACAGAGAUGAACUCCCCUGCCCCCGAUACAUGGUCUCACCUAGCCCAGUUCCUAGCCAGGAAGGAAGGGGUUUGCCUGGCUCCUGGGAGGCGGGAGGUGUCUCCCUGCUGCCUGGCUGCACCAGCUUCUGCUGCUUGUUCUGGGCUAGAGGAGGGAGUGGAUGAGGCUUCUUGGGCCAGCAAAGUCCAUUUAAAAUGUUGGGUUCAAUUCAAGCUAUAGGGCCCUAAUACACUGUCAUUAUUUGUUUGUUUGUUUAUCCCAUCUAUAUACUGCCUGAAGUGUGCAUCUCUAGGCAGCGUACACCAUUUAAAAUGCAACAGAUUUAAAGCAGGGUAAAAACUCUUAGAUCCAUUCUGCAGCAUAAAAAGUUCAACCCAUCUCAUAGGGCAAAAACGAUUCAGCGGUUUAAAAUCCAUUUCGGUGCCACGACCUGUGAAAACCCGUGCGUCUUGAGCAGCGUCCCCUCGAACAGGGAUUCCCCGCCGUUGCUGACUACAACUCCCAGAAUCCCCCAGCAAAAGCUGGGGGUUCUGGGAGUUGUAGUCAAGCACAUUGGGGAGUCCCUGCUAGACAGGACAUCAGUCUUGAGGGUCAGACAAGGGCCCAUUUUGUCUGACAAUGUUGCUGACAAAUUCGGGUCUGGCGGGUGGAGGAGUGGGGAAUAUUUGGGGAGGGGUGUCCGCUAGUUACCCCUUGGAGACAUCCCUCCAAGGAUGAAACGGGCACUUGAGAUGAAUUUUCUGCUCAGGGGAGGGGGACACUCAAGGCCUUUCAAAGAAAGGUUUGGAUAAAGGUCAGUGUAACUUCUCAAAGGGGGGUGAGAUACCCCAAGUCCUUACCUGCCACUGUGCCAAAUAAACAAGCCUGCCCCCCAAUGACUCUCCCCUUACCCCUUCUGCCUUACUUGCCUAUGUAGCUGCCGUAUGCUUCUCAAAGGGGAAGCUGGCCCGGGGGUCUGUGGAACGGGCAGCUGUGCACCACGGGAGGUCCGUAUCCCUUGCACUGAGGACGGUUUUCGAGGGGACAAAAUGCCGAGGGGCGUUUUUAAACAACCCGUGGUUUCUCUCCCAUCCCCGCAGCCAAUGUUCCUCUCUGCAUGUGGGUAGGGACAGGUUCCCAUCCGUUCUGGGCAUAUUGGGUGGGGGGUAUCAGGGUUCUGCUCGGCAAUGUUUUUAUUUUGAAAAAGGAAUUUAUUACAUUAAAGUCUAUUUUCACAAAAAUUGAGGGUGAUGGUGGCGAAUUCCUUUCUUUUCCGGCGGGUUGGCUCCGAGACGA